Trichoderma breve is the source of this 2037-nucleotide messenger RNA. RefSeq names its product DIE2/ALG10 family domain-containing protein. Gene Ontology annotation, biological process: protein N-linked glycosylation; dolichol-linked oligosaccharide biosynthetic process. The record is from RefSeq and is a predicted model, not a curated record. The transcript is spliced from 5 exons. Gene Ontology annotation, cellular component: endoplasmic reticulum. Gene Ontology annotation, molecular function: dolichyl pyrophosphate Glc2Man9GlcNAc2 alpha-1,2-glucosyltransferase activity. Bases 1 to 2037 code for a protein of 678 amino acids. NCBI's taxonomy places the organism in Eukaryota, Fungi, Ascomycota, Sordariomycetes, Hypocreales, Hypocreaceae.
AUGGCAUCAAACGCCCCUGAUGCCCUCGCUGCUGCAGCAAAAUUCCAAUUCGCAACAUGGGCCGCCGGCGCUGUCCCAAUUGCUUUUGUUCUUCAUAUUCUUCUUUUUAGAGGCAAUAGCAGUGGUUCUGUGGGGUUGGGCAGUUUAUUCACCGUUUCCCUUGCGGCAGCAACGUUUCUUUGGCUGGGUGUGGUGUCUGAAAUCGUUCCUGAGCCGUAUCUUGAUGAAGUAUUUCAUAUUCCUCAGGCUCAAAAAUAUUGUGAAGGGAAAUUCUUAGAAUGGGACGAUAAAAUCACGACUCCUCCAGGGCUGUACUGGUUAUCAAUCUUGAUCCCACAAGCAGCAAAAAGCAGCGGCCUCAUCGCCUCUUACGCAUGUGAUCCCAAGACAUUAAGAGCCACCAAUGCAAUCGGCGUCAUCAUCCUGAGUUACAUCGCCUUGUUAUGUCGGAAAGAAAUCGAAGCACGUCUGCAUCAAGCGCAUUCAUCCGUCAGCAUCAAGGCUGUAUCUCAAUAUGCCAUGCACACAGCCUUUAACAUCGCAUUGUUCCCUCUACUCUUCUUCUUUUCGGGCCUUUACUACACGGACGUCAUUUCCACUGCUGUUGUCCUAGUGGCGUUCUUGAAUCAUUUGCACCGAGUUGGGCGGGAUCACAGCUCGUUCCUAAGCGACAUCGUCACCAUUGUCCUUGGAAUAUGGACUCUCACCAUGAGGCAGACAAAUGUUUUCUGGGUAGUUGUCUUCAUGGGAGGCCUAGAAGCUGUACAUUCCGUCAAGAGCUUGCGACCAAAGUCUGUCCUUCAGCCAUCUAUAACGACGUUAUCGGAGCAGUUGCUAUUCUCCAUCAAGAGGUGGUCAGUUGGACAUGUGCAUGACUUGCCACUCCACAUGGCAUAUCCCGAAGACAUGCUAUUCACCGCCGUGAGUCUCAUAAUAGCAGCUCUCUGCAACCCCAUCCGAGUCGCAAGACAAAUAUGGCCCUAUGUCACCGUCUUGGCUGCCUUUGCGGGAUUCGUCGUAUGGAACGGCGGCGUUGUCCUCGGUGACAAGUCUAACCACAUCGCUACCAUCCAUCUCCCACAGAUGCUCUACAUCUGGGCUUUUUUCGGCUUCUUCUCACUCCCUCUCUUCGUGCCAUAUGUAGUGUUGGGGCCGACCACAGAAACAUCAGACACCUCUUCGAACUCGACCUCUCAGCCCGCACCAUCACUCCCGCUGAAAUUCUUCAGUGCUAUUUUCAAUAGUCGUCUGCUCUGGUCACUAUACAUAAUCGCAACAUUCAUCUUGUCCACCCUCAUUGUCCGCUUCAACACCAUCAUUCAUCCAUUCACUCUCGCCGACAACCGCCACUACAUGUUUUACGUCUUCAGAUACACUAUCCGCCGCGCACCUUGGAUCCGCUACUUUCUCAUUCUGCCUUACACACUCAGCCGCUGGUUCGUCUGGGGCACUCUAUCUGGCUGCACGAACUGGAUCUCCGGUUCUUAUAAAGACGAUUGCUCGGCGUACUAUCAUUCAUCCCGCCCCUCACCUUUUAGCUGCGACCCAUUUAUGAAUGCAGAAACCACCCAUAAAACCACCAAGGGGGAAUCUCAAGACGUGCACGCACAGACACAGAAAGAACUGCAACAGCGAUUUCUUCAGGACCCUCUCCUAUUCUCAACAGAGCCUGUAUCAACAUCCACAGGACUCAUCUUUCUAAUAGCCACUGCCCUGUCGCUUAUCACAGCACCGCUUGUCGAGCCCCGCUACUUUAUUAUUCCCUGGGUCAUCUGGAGGCUCCUCGUCCCCGCUUGGCGGUUGCACGAUCACCAAACAGCGGCGAAUAGUUUGUUCGAUGGUGUCACUCCAACGACAACAUGGGGCAAGUUUGUGACUUUUUGUCGCUUUUACGAUGCGAGACUUAUUUUCGAGACGGUUUGGUUCAUUGUCAUCAAUCUCGUCACCGGAUACAUUUUCCUCACCAAGCCGUACAUUUGGAAGGCUGAGGAUGGAACGAUCCUUGACGAAGGAAGACUACAGCGAUUCAUGUGGUGA